AUAUUUACUGUUUCCUCAAAGGCAGAAUAUUUGUUCCAGGACUUCAGCAGCCAUCUUUAACUCAACCUCUGGGCGGAGGGAUUGCAAACUUGUUUUGUAAGAUACAGUACAAGCGUGCGUGAACGCAAUUGACAUGAAGAGAGAAAAUGAGUGAGGAUGUAUUUGAGGUCCCCGAGGGGACGGAGUAUCGCUAUCUGGUGCAGGACGAAGAAGAAGAAGAGAUCCAGUACGUCAGACGGCACUAUGUCAGUCCAUUCCUGGUUGUGUCCCGCAGGUGUAUGUUUCUCAUCGGUUGCGGAGUGCUUGCUCUCCUCACUCUGGCAGGAUACCUCGCUUACAUGGCAGAAACUCUGCCCCCAGGGCUGGUAGAGGUGAUGACGGAGUGCGGUUGGCUGCGUGGGCAGUGGAGAGGUGGGGCAUACUCUUUCAAGGGCAUCCCAUAUGCUGUACCACCUAUGGGUGUAUAUCGUUGGUGCCCCCCGACAGAUUUGCUAGAGGCUGGUAAGUGUUGGCAUGGGGUCUACGAUGCUACUCGAUUCCGAAGCAUUUGUGCGCAAGUGCAGCCGCUCAGAGAAGAUGGACGGGUGAUGGGGCAAGAGGACUGCCUGCAUCUAAGUGUUUGGACGCCAAGCCUUCGGCCCGCCAAACCCAUGCCCGUCAUGGUGUGGCUCCAUGGAGGGUACCUCCAUAUGCUAAGUGGCCAGGAGAAAGGCUACUCCCCAACUGAGGAGCUGGCAGCACGUACACAGACGGUAUACGUCAGUCUGAAUUACAGGCUCAAUGCUUUUGGCUUCAUGGCCCUGGAGGUACUGAGAGAAGGCUCUCCUACCAACUCUUCAGGGAAUUAUGGCUUCAUGGACCAGAUCCAAGCACUUCAGUGGGUCAAGCGAAAUAUCCAUAACUUUGGUGGUGAUGCAGGAAGGGUUACCAUAUUUGGUCAAAGCUCAGGAGGUACAUCGGUUUGGACCUUGAUGAUGUCUCCAAUGGCUAAGGGCCUGUUUCAUCGCGCUAUUGAUAUGAGCGGCUCGUAUGUGUAUAAUGCUUCCCUGGAGUCAGCAGAAAAAGAUAACUUAGAAUUCCUGAGGAAAACUGGCUGCAAGGAUGCCGUCUGCCUGAGAGGACUAAACAUCACUCAAGUCCUUCAGGCAAUUCCAUGGCAGCAGUAUCCAUCUUGGGCAGCCAAUGGUCUAACUGAUCUUCCAGUUAAAGGUAGUUUUUUCGGCCCUGUUGCAGUAGUGGAUGGCCAUGUUCUCCAUGACCCUCCGUUUGAGACGUGGGAGAAGGGAGGAAUCUACAAUGAUGUACCUUUUGUGGUUGGGACAACAGAACAGGAAACUGACUUCAGUCCUCCAUAUGAGAACAUCUCAACAUGGACUUGGGGGGACUAUCGGUGGUUUGUGACAAAGAAACUGACCCCUUUUGGAGAGGCUCUGACCAACCAGGCUCUUAGGCUGUACAACAGCUCCGCGCCAUGCCCGACCUCUGACCGAUGUCCAGAGAGACUCUACACCACAAUGACCUCUGACAUGAGGGUCACCUGCCCCAAUAAUGACCUGGCUAAAAGAGCUGCAGGAGCUUUGAAGAGCCCAGUGUACCGUUACCUGGUGACUUACACUCCAUCAAGACAAGCAAACGUCACCAGCUGGCUUCCAUUCCCCAGUCGCUUUGCCUUUCAUCUUCUGGACUGCUUGGCCUUCUUUGGGGGUCUUGAAAUGGUGCUGGGGACCCUGUCACCAGAUGAUGUGAACUUCCAGGAAGUGCUCAGAAAGAAUUUUCUUCAUUUUGCCAAAGAGGGUAAGAUGCCAGAUGAGUGGCCAGAGUUUCCCUCACACACUGCCUUGCUGGGGAAAAACAUUUCCACUGAAACAAGAUACUCUGCGCAGAGGUGUGACCUGUGGGAGGAGAAUGGCUUCUAUUCAUACGCCUGGAUCAACUGAGCCACAUAAUCCAGACAUCAGACAUAUUGAUCCAUCCGCUACAGUUUUAUCCGACAUGAUAAAAGCUUUGUUCCGAAAUGAACAAAGCUUUACUGUGUAAUAAUGCUACAGUAUUGAUACAUUUUAUAGGAGUUUGAGUCUGUGUGUGGAGUGUAUUUUGCAUUCAGAUGUUUCCAUGUGAAUUCCAAAGAAAAAUCACAAAUGAGAUUUCUUUCAUAUUUCAAUUGUUUCUCCUACAUAGCAAUAAGAUUAAAGGGAAAGCACAUUGUGAAUUCUGCUUCUCAGAUUUCUCUUCAUGUGUCUCCUCUAGAGUUUCAGAAUAGAUCUCAACAAUGUCUCAAACUGUGCUCAGAUUUGUCAAGAUACCCAAGUCUGCCAUCAAAAUUUCAAUAUGAACAAACAUUUCUCAUCAGAUUCUUUCCAGACCAAAUGAUCUCAGCAAUGCUAUCCACAUUAAGUGUAUAGCUCUGUACUCUUACUCUCAACAAUUGUCUCAUUUGUGUCUAUUUUUAUUUCUCCUUAAGUAUUUAAAGGGAUAUUUCAUCCAAAAAUGAAAAUUCUCUCAUCGUUUAUUCACCCUCAUGCCAUCCCAGAUGUGUGUGACUUUCUUUCUUCUGCAGAACACAAACAAACAUUUUUAGAAUCGUUUUUAAGCUCUGUAGGUUCACACAAUGCAAGUGAAUGCUGGACAGAACUUUGAAGCUCAAAAAGGCAGCACAAAAGUAAUCAAAACUCCAGGGGUUUAAUCCAUGUCUUCUGAAGUGAGAUGACAAGUGUGGGUGAGAAACAUCAAUAUUUAAGAUCUUUUUUACUAUAAAUUCUCCUCCCUGCCCAGUAGGUGGUGAUAUCCAUCAAGAAUGCAAAUUGCCAAAAACAAAAGAGCAAGAACUCUUAAGAGAGAAGGGCACUUGGGAAGGCUGUCUGAAAGUGGGGAUUUAUAGUAAAUAAUGGACUUAAAUAUUGAUCUGUUUCUCACCCACACUUGUCAUCUCACUUCAGAAAAUAUAGAUUUAACCACUGCAGUUGUAUGUAUUAGUUUUGUACCUACAGAGAGGAAAUAUUCUUCUGUAAAUCUUUGUUUGUGUUCUGUAGAAGAAAGAAAGUCAUACACAUCUGGGAUGGCAUGAGGGUGAGUAAAUGAUGAGAGAAUUUUCAUUUUUUUGGUGAACUGUCCCUUUAAGGAGACAAAGUUGAUACUUGAGUAAAAUAUAAAUGACAUUUCAGUUUAUUUUCCUGAGCUAUAAAUGAGCACUCCAGGUAGGGAAUGAGGUUUUGCCUCAAGUGAAGGAGUUCAAGUACCUCGGGGUCUUGUUCACGAGUGAGGGGACAAUGGAGCGGGAGGUUGGCCGGAGUGUCGGGGCAGCGGGGGCGGUAUUGCACUCGCUCUAUCGCACUGUUGUCACAAAAAGAGAGCUGAGCCGAAAGGCAAAGCUCUCGAUCUACCGGUCAAUUUUUGUUCCUACCCUCACCUAUGGUCAUGAAGGUUGGGUCAUGACCAAAAGAACUAGGUCGCGAGUACAAGCGGCCGAAAUGGGCUUCCUCAGAAGGGUGGCGGGCUUCUCCCUUAGAGAUAGGGUGAGGAGCUCAGUCAUCCGUGAGGAGCUCGGAGUAGAGCCGCUGCUCCUUUGCGUUGAAAGGAGUCAGUUGAGGUGGUUUGGGCAUCUGGUAAGGAUGCCCCCUGGCCGCCUCCCUAGGGAGGUGUUUCAGGCACGUCCAGCUGGGAGGAGGCCUCGGGGAAGACCCAGGACUAGGUGGAGAGAUUACAUCUCCACACUGGCCUGGGAACGCCUCGGGGUCGCCCAGUCAGAGCUGGUUAAUGUGGCUCGGGAUAGGGAAGUUUGGGGCCCCCUGCUGGAGCAGCUGCCCCCGCGACCCGACUUCGGUUAAGCGGUUGAAGAUGGAUGGAUGGAUGGAUGGAUGGAUGGAUAAAUGAGCAACCAUUGAGCAGCAACAACGUUCUUCUGUUUAAUUUAACUACAAGCUUAGAAAGGGGUUUGAAUUAACUGAGUGAGUUUGAAUGUGUUUUACUUAAGAUCCAUAAAUCCUUAUUAUUCAGGUCAUUCCUUGCUGUUUGUUUCACUAAUUGACUUCUUUAUUAGCAGAAUAUAGCCACUCUGUAUCCAAAUCUGUUAUUCUUUUAUUGUGUGACUAAAUAAAUCCAAAGCUUUGACAUGGAUGAGAACGCAGGGAUGCGGUCAGGGCCCACAAAGGGAUAUUGCGGCUCUCUGAUCACCCUCUUUCAAUUUAACUACUAUGCAAAUAACACUGAAGGAGAACUUGCAGUUACAUUGAUCUUUUGUUUGUAUGUAGAUCUUCUCUAUUGAUGUAAUAACAGAAGGUGGCCUGCUUUUAUGUAUGUUUAGGGAUCUGUGAUCAAAGGGACUUUUACCACUCCUAAACGGAAGACUUUGGAAUCAGGAAUUAUCACAUGCCGUGCUUUAAAGGGAAAGUUCACACAAAAAUGAAAAUGUUGUUACUGUGUUACAUUCUCACCCUAAUGAACUGUGACUUUUUUUCAUGGAACACAAACGGAGAUGUUAUGCAGGCUGUUAACCUCAGUCACCAUUCACUUUCAUCGCACCUUUUUUUUUCCCACCUUUUGACAUUUUAACGUAUAGAAUUACACAUAUCUAUAAUUAAAUUUGAAUUAAAAUUACUAGUGAAAAUGCUCAUUAUUGAUAUUAGUAAUUACAUUUGUGCUUAAUUGCUCUUGUUAACUCUUGACAUAAAGUCUAACCACAGCAAUACCCAUUCUUGAUAUCAAAAAUAUAUUUUUAACCAGUAAAAAUAUCAUGUAAAUGUAAAACAAUUUAAAUGAAUGGGCUUAUGUAAACAAGCUAAAUGUUUUUUAUGGUCCGUUGGGGCCGCAGCAGCCUUGAACAUCAGGCUCAGGUUUUCUGCUGCAUGGCUGAAUGGAGAGGUCAAAGGUCAUGCUGCUCCUGUGCAACAGGAUCAAAUGUAUCUGUUGAAUUGGAGCACAUGAAAGCACUGACCCACAUGCAGACUCUUUUCUGAGGUCUUUUUCUGAUUUCAUUUUAUUAAUGUUAAAGGGUCAAUUUCUACACAACUUUGCACUUUGAAUGAAUUGCGAUUCCAGAACCACUUUUGUUGUUUGUUUAGUACUUUA
Molecule: messenger RNA, 5064 nt
Organism: Xyrauchen texanus (razorback sucker)
Lineage: Eukaryota; Metazoa; Chordata; Actinopteri; Cypriniformes; Catostomidae
Product: para-nitrobenzyl esterase
Exons: 9
Coding region: 147-1937 (596 amino acids)
Source: RefSeq, a predicted model, not a curated record